Messenger RNA from Parnassius apollo (apollo), 219 nucleotides. Lineage: Eukaryota; Metazoa; Arthropoda; Insecta; Lepidoptera; Papilionidae. The record is from the annotation of a GenBank genome assembly.
AUGUUGUGUGUCGACGACGACGACCACGACGACGAUGAUGAUGAUGAUGAUGUUGUUGUUGUUGAUGGUGAUUAUGAUGAUGAUGAUGAUGAUGAUGAUAACGACGACGACGACGAUGAUGAUGAUGAUGAUGGUGGUGGUGGUGGUGGUGGUGGUGGUGGUGGUGGUGGUGGUGGUGGUGGUGAUGAUGAUGAUAUGGUGGUGGCGGUGGUGGUGUGA